AUGCUUCUUCAAAGCUCCUUCAUUCUCUUGUUAUCGCUGGUGCGCUCCUCGCUUUCGGAGUCCUUCCAACCAUGUCCCAUUCUCGGUCCACGGUUUCCCCUUCCUAGCGGACUGGCCGGGGACAGUAUCGUUCAAUCUGUGCUGAAAAAUGCCACUGACACACUUGAUGAACUUGUUGCCACCUCCAACAGCACGUAUGGGACGAUUUCCUCCAACACUACCUCUUUCUCUAUCGGUCUGUUUACUUCCAAUGACCCUCUCAACAUUUCACAUCCCUUCUUUUAUGAGUACCAUUAUGCGGCGCCCGCCCUGGACAAAACAAAACUCGGAACGUCAAAACUUGACUCGGACAGCCUUUUCCGUAUCGGCACGGUCACAGAAGUCUUUACGGUCUGGGUGUUUCUCAUCGAGGCUGGAGAAGCAUAUUGGACCGACUCGAUCACGAAAUACCUACCAGAAUUGGCCGAGGAGAAAGGUCCAAUCACAUUUGGACACUUUUCAUGGGAGGAUGUCACACUUGGUGACCUUGCGGGACACGUUUCUGGAGUACCUCGAGAUUACGGCAUCACCGAUCUGAGCGCGCAGAAUUUUUCCCUUCCCGAUACGUCGGUAGUCGCGAAUCACUUUGGUUGUCUCCAGCAAACCUAUUUCUUCAAAGACCUGAGUGCCCGAUGGCCCGUUUAUCUCCCGGGCACAACUCCUAUUAUGUCGAAUACGGCUUUUCAACUGCUCGCCUAUGCCCUGGAGGGCAUCAAACACCGACCAUAUGAAGCCAUGUUCAACCAAACCGCGAAGUCAAUAGGGAUAUCACGCAGUAGCUUGCGUUGCCCACCAAACAGCACAAAUGCUGUGAUUCCGGGGGCAAACGAGAGCGUGAGCGGCUGGUCUACCGACUUUGGCGACGAAGCCCCGUCCAUCUCAAUGUAUUCCACAAUCACCGAUAUCUCAAGAGCAGGAAUAGCGAUGCUCAACUCCACAUUGAUUCCAUCUGCCAUGACACGCAGGUGGCUCAAGCCAAUUACCCACACAUCAAACCUAGUCAAUGACGCCGGUCGCCCCUGGAUUAUCUACAAAUCGACCGAGGAUCAGAGUCUCAUCAAUCCUGUCAUUGACAUCUAUACUAGCUAUGGCUCAGUGGGUCUUUACAGCUCAUAUUUCGGGCUCGUGCCCGAUUAUAACGUCGGCUUUGUCAUCCUCGCAGCAGAUGAAGUGUCCGCACCUGAUCUCAAUGUCCAUGUUGAUAUUGUCGCCGACAUGCUCCUACCGGGCCUCGAGGAAGCAGCGAUUAGUCAGGCAGGCUCUCUUUACACUGGAGAGUACAGAUCAAACCAAACAGCGGCAACUUUGAUUAUUGAAAAGCCGGAUGGCAUGCCUGGCUUGUCCUUGUCCAACUUCACAAUGGGAUCCACAGACAUUCGCGAAGAACUUGCAACCGUCGCCGGAAUUUCUCCAUCAGCGUUGAGUAUCAGGCUUUACCCAACGGAUUUGAUCGAGAGAACCACAUCCGGAGGAACCAAGAUUGCCUUCCGAGCUGUUUUUCAGGACGAAAAUGCCGCCAUUGACGCCGGAACCCCAACCUGCAUUACCUGGUUGAGCCUCGAUGUAUUGAAUUACUACGGGAAACCUCUGGAUUUGUUCAUUUUCAAUUUCAGCGAGGGGCAGACGAGCGUCGAGAUCCCAGCACUCAAUCUGGACAUGGUCAAAGAGUGA
This is a messenger RNA of Exophiala xenobiotica, 1710 nucleotides long. RefSeq lists its product as uncharacterized. The record is from RefSeq and is a predicted model, not a curated record. Lineage: Eukaryota; Fungi; Ascomycota; Eurotiomycetes; Chaetothyriales; Herpotrichiellaceae. The transcript is spliced from 4 exons. Bases 1 to 1710 code for a protein of 569 amino acids.